Molecule: messenger RNA, 1857 nt
Organism: Perca fluviatilis (European perch)
Lineage: Eukaryota; Metazoa; Chordata; Actinopteri; Perciformes; Percidae
Gene: dcst1
Product: DC-STAMP domain containing 1
Exons: 14
Coding region: 136-1857 (573 amino acids)
Cellular component (GO): membrane
Source: RefSeq, a predicted model, not a curated record
CAGUGGUGUUCCUGGCCGUCUCCAACAGCCUCCCUCUGACCUCUGACCUGAUGCCGGUGGCAGCAGCGGUCUUCAUCGCUGUGUGCGCCCGUCUGCGGAGCGUUGUCGUCGUCCGCCAGGUGUUCGGCCCUCCUCAUGUUUCCCAGCAUCCUCGGCUCCCGCGGCCAAGCCUACCUGAUGCUCUUCAUCCUGUCGGUGCUCUACAGCGGUCCAGUUUUUAACAUCCAGCGUAACGUGGAGACGGCUGCUCUGUCUCUGAGCUGUAAUCUGGACCUGCAGGUUCAUCACAGCAAGUUGCUAUGGCGACACGCCAUCAGCCCGUUCAUCGCCAUCACACAGGAGCUCAUGGAUGACGAACCAGAGUUCCAGUCGGAGGCUCGCAGCGUCAGCAGCAAGUUUCAGGACAUCCGAGACCAGGUCUUCCUUCAGUACGGAUUCGACCAGUUCAAACCAAAAGACGCCGCCACAGGGAACAGCACUCAGGAGCAGUUCACCUUCAAGACCAGGAUGCAGUGCGACAGUGUGGUGAAUGAGGGCGUGCAGCGAUGUGCUGAUUGGUUCGGCAGCAGGUGGGCGGAGUGUAUGCAAGCGAUCCCUGUUCCUGUCAUCAACCACGUCCUCUGCGUCUCCAUGAAGUUCAACUUCCUGUGUGAUGUCAUGAGAGUGAUGACCCCGUGGUGCAGAGAACAGAUCCCCAUCGAGGGAAACUUCGGUCAGCUGUUUGAUCAGCUGAACCGGUCGGUCAACCUGCUGUCCAGAGAGUUCAGAGCCAAGCUCAUCCUGAAGGAGCAGCAGCAGCAGCAGGCGGUGCUGGGUGGAGUUCUGCUGGGUCAGAACAUCACUCAGGCGGUCCGAGAAUCCUUCCGCAGCCUGACAACCACCAUGGAGCAGCUGAACACCAUCCUGCAGCAUCUGCUCUCCUUCACCUUCAUCGCCAUGUUCACUCAAGCGUUUGGUUACCUCCGACAGUACAGGAGGGACGUCCGAUUCGACAACGUCUACAUCACCACCUACUUCAGACAGAUCGACGCCCGCAGGAGGAGAGCGGGGAAGCGCUGCCUGCUGCCGCUGAAAAAGUCCGAGAGGAAGCAGUUCAUCGAGCCGUGCAGCCUGAAGAUCCACCCUGAGGAGCUCAAGCGAGUGAGCUCAGGUGUGUUUCAGCUGCUGUCCGUCUCCCUGCUGUCCUUCGUCCUGCUGAUCGUCGACUUCUCUCUGUUCCACGUGUUGGACAUCGUCAGCAGACACACCUUCACCCAGUUCAACCUGACCAGUAGUCACCAGGUGGACAUUAAAGUGGGCGGAGCCUCCAUGAUGGCCCGCCUCCUGAGGAAGAUGGUUUCAGCCUUCAACAGCUCGUCCAGCCUCAGCUUCCACACAGACAACCGGGGUAGGUCAGACAGACAGGCAGACAGAGGAGACAGAGGAGAUCCCUUUCCUUCACUUCACUCUCCUUCUAACAGUCCCCACAGGUUUCCUGGUUUCUGUGUUUUCUCUUCUGGGAGGGAGAAGAAGCGAGUCUUGUUUCUCUACAACCUGCUGAUCCAGCGACAGAUUUCCUCCCUUGACAGUGAAGGCACCACCAGCAGAGGCCAGCGGAGCAGGACUGUGAGUGGAGUCCUACGGAGGCUGAUUUCCCCCAGUGACAUUGAAGGCACCACCAGCGGAGGCCAGUGGAGCAGGACGGUGAGUGGAGUCCUACGGAGGCUGAUUUCCCCCAGUGACAUUGAAGGCACCACCAGCGGAGGCCAGUGGAGCAGGACGGUGUUUCAGCGUCUACGGCGCUACGGACGCCGUCUUUAUCGCCAUCUCCAGCAGGAAGUGUCGGACUCACAGGUGACCCACUACGACCCCGCUUAG